Molecule: messenger RNA, 945 nt
Organism: Monoraphidium neglectum
Lineage: Eukaryota; Viridiplantae; Chlorophyta; Chlorophyceae; Sphaeropleales; Selenastraceae
Exons: 8
Coding region: 1-945 (314 amino acids)
Biological process (GO): chlorophyll metabolic process
Cellular component (GO): chloroplast
Molecular function (GO): chlorophyllase activity
Source: RefSeq, a predicted model, not a curated record
AUGGACUACACGCCCACGGCGCUGCGCUGCCGCAUUCGUGGCAUGUGCAGCAGCGGCGCCGAUUACCGCACAGAUGUGCCUCCACUGGAGAAGACCGCACCCACAGCACAGCCGCAGCACCCGUGUCGCCGUUUGGAGGUAUACGCCCCCGACCUCCUGGGCUUUGGCGCCAGCGACAAGCCCGUGCUGCCCGGCGGCUACUCGAUUGAGCUCUGGGCGGAGCUUCUCGCCGACUUCACGGCCGAGUUCGUGGGCCCCGACUCGGCGCCGCAGGGCGCAGUACUGGUCGGCAACUCGAUCGGUUCCCUGGUCUGCCUGACGGCCGCGGCCGCAGUGCCAGCAGGGCGCGUCGCCGGGCUCUGCUUCCUCAACUCGGCCGCGGCGAUGAACAACAAGGGCGUCGUGUCGGACUGGCGCAUCGUCCUGGCGCUCCCCAUUUUCUGGCUCAUCGACCUGCUGCUCAGCAUCCGCCCCGUGGCCCAGGCCCUGUUCGGCAACGUGAGGGACCGCGAGGUGCUGGCCAAGGUCCUGCAGAGCAUCUACGGCAACAAGGAGGCGGUUGAUGACGACCUCGUGUCCAUAAUCGCCGCGCCCUCUUACGACGCGGGCGCGCUGGAUGUGUUUGUUUCCGUCAUCACCGGCCCUCCCGGGCCCAAGCCCUGGGACCUCCUCCCGAAGGUCACCGCACCCAUCUUCAUCGCCUGGGGGGACUCGGACCCCUUCACCCCUCUGGACGGCCCCGUGGGCCAGUUUUUCGAGGGCCUGCCCGCGUCGCGGCCCGACACCACCUUCUCACUGCUCCAGGGGGUUGGCCACUGCCCGCAGGACGACCGGCCGGAGCUGCUGCACGAGAAGCUGCUGCCCUGGCUGACUCAGGUCUUUGGCGGGCAGCAGCAGCCGGGGGCGGGCGUGCCGGUGGCCGGGGCGAGCGUCGCAGAUGGAUAG